UGGAGACCGAUUGGUUUGACCUAUAAUAAAGACGAAAUUUAUUUAGAUUUGAUUGAAACUUUAUUUAUUACUGUGGAUGAUGAUUCUAAAAUUCUAAAAUCAAAUCUCGUGGGUAAAAUUAAUGUAGAUUCAAAAUUAUCGGGCAUGCCAGAAGUUUUGUUAAGUUUUAAAGAUUUCAAUUGUAGACAAAUCGGAUUUCAUCCAUCUAUCAAAUAUGGUAAAUGGAAAAAAGAUUCAAUAAUUUCAUUUAUUCCACCAAACCAAUCCUUUACUUUAUUAAAUUAU
Messenger RNA from Melampsora larici-populina 98AG31, 285 nucleotides. RefSeq lists its product as uncharacterized. The annotation marks the transcript as partial. Gene Ontology annotation, cellular component: cytoplasmic vesicle; clathrin adaptor complex. The record is from RefSeq and is a predicted model, not a curated record. Gene Ontology annotation, biological process: endocytosis; intracellular protein transport. The transcript is spliced from 2 exons. NCBI's taxonomy places the organism in Eukaryota, Fungi, Basidiomycota, Pucciniomycetes, Pucciniales, Melampsoraceae.